Molecule: messenger RNA, 1377 nt
Organism: Xiphias gladius (swordfish)
Lineage: Eukaryota; Metazoa; Chordata; Actinopteri; Istiophoriformes; Xiphiidae
Gene: kcnab2a
Product: potassium voltage-gated channel, shaker-related subfamily, beta member 2 a
Exons: 15
Coding region: 1-1296 (431 amino acids)
Biological process (GO): potassium ion transport; transmembrane transport; regulation of action potential
Cellular component (GO): voltage-gated potassium channel complex; juxtaparanode region of axon; membrane
Molecular function (GO): potassium channel regulator activity; voltage-gated potassium channel activity; transmembrane transporter binding
Source: RefSeq, a predicted model, not a curated record
AUGAGCCGACCCCCAAGAAAUCGGAUCCAAAAACCAGCAGCGCCAGGCGGCGGUGUUCGAAAGAGCAGCAGCAGCGGCAGUGGCAAGAUGCUGUCUAUGUCAUACAGCGAGAGCAUCCGGAGUGGGAUCAACCGCUACCACUCAGACCAGGGGCUGAAUCAGCCACCGGCCAGGCCCACCGACCAGGCUGAGCUACAGAGACUCCGUGAACAGAGAGUUGCCGCUCAGAUUAAGAACAUGGAAGACUUUCUGAAGAUGAAUGGCCUGGCCCUGGAGGAGUGUGUGUCCUAUCAAACAGGCAUGAAGUACAGAAACCUUGGGAAGUCGGGCCUGCGGGUGUCCUGUCUUGGAUUAGGAACAUGGGUGACGUUUGGUGGACAGAUAACAGAUGAGAUGGCAGAACAGCUGAUGACUCUGGCUUAUGAAAAUGGCAUCAAUCUGUUUGACACAGCGGAGGUCUACGCUGCUGGGAAGGCAGAGGUGGUGCUAGGAAACAUCAUAAAGAAGAAAGGAUGGAGACGUUCAAGUCUGGUGAUAACAACAAAGAUUUUCUGGGGUGGAAAAGCGGAGACUGAAAGAGGUUUAUCCCGAAAACACAUUAUAGAAGGUUUAAAAGCAUCUCUAGAAAGACUGCAGUUAGACUAUGUGGAUGUGGUUUUUGCGAACAGACCGGACCCUAAUACACCUAUGGAAGAAACGGUUCGAGCAAUGACCCAUGUGAUAAAUCAAGGCAUGGCCAUGUACUGGGGAACAUCCCGCUGGAGCCCAAUGGAGAUAAUGGAAGCGUACUCUGUGGCGCGUCAGUUCAACCAAAUUCCUCCCAUCUGUGAGCAGGCUGAGUACCACAUGUUCCAAAGAGAGAAGGUGGAGGUGCAGCUACCUGAGCUCUUCCAUAAGAUAGGUGUGGGGGCCAUGACAUGGUCACCACUGGCCUGUGGGAUCAUCUCAGGGAAAUACGACGGCAGGGUGCCUCCUUAUUCUCGGGCUUCUCUGAAGGGUUACCAGUGGUUGAAGGACAAGAUCUUGAGUGAGGAGGGCCGGCGUCAGCAGGCGAAGUUGAAAGAGCUGCAGGCAAUCGCGGAGCGGCUGGGCUGCACUCUGCCCCAACUCGCCAUCGCGUGGUGCCUACGGAACGAGGGGGUGAGCUCUGUCCUUUUAGGGGCGUCCAACACUGACCAGCUGAUGGAGAACAUUGGAGCGAUACAGGUUCUUCCAAAGUUAUCGUCCUCCAUUACACACGAGGUGGACAGCAUCCUGGGGAACAAGCCGUACAGUAAAAAGGACUACCGCUCCUAACGCGCAGCACGGCCCCGCCCGGCAGGGCUGCACCCGGGCUGCAGCCGCAGCGCCCCACCUUUGCCUGAUCCUCUGUUUGCU